Molecule: messenger RNA, 454 nt
Organism: Gilbertella persicaria
Lineage: Eukaryota; Fungi; Mucoromycota; Mucoromycetes; Mucorales; Choanephoraceae
Exons: 1
Coding region: 90-350 (86 amino acids)
Source: RefSeq, a predicted model, not a curated record
AACAAAUGAAUAGUUAUAGAGGUUAAAUGUAUAGCAAGCUCAUAUAAGUCCAUGCUAUUAUUCCUUUUCAAGGCGGAACGUAUGGUUUUAUGCCAGUAUUGUGGUCUAAGCAUUGUCUCUUAUUUGCACAGUGUUAUGCAUGGUUUACCCACCGAUCUCAAUACGCGCUGUGUUCUACGGACUGGCAAGCAUUUGUAAAAUCCAUGCUAUUAUUCCUUUUCAAGGCGGAACGUAUGGCUCUGGGUCAGUAUUGUGGUCUAAGCAUUGCCUCUUAUUUGCACAGUGUUAUGCAUGGUUUACCCACCGAUCGCAAUACGCGCUGUGUUCUACGGACUGGCAAGCAUUUGUAAAAUCCAUGCUAUUAUUCCUUUUCAAGGCGGAACGUAUGGCUCUGGGUCAGUAUUGUGGUCUAAGCAUUGCCUCUUGUACAAUGUUAUGCAUGGUUUACCCACCG